AUGGCGACUACGAACCCGUUCGAUUUGCUAGGGGAUGAUGAUGCCGAGGAUCCAUCGCUGCUGAUCGCUGUUCAGCAGCAGAAGAUCGCGCCGAAGAAAGCUCCUGCAUCGGCGCCGGUGGCUCAGCAGCCCCCGUCCAAGCCGGCGGCUAAGUUGCCUUCCAAGCCUCUUCCACCAGCUCAGGCUGAUGGUAUUUGCCGCAAGCAAAGAAUAGAGAAAAUUGAGUUCAUCAACGAAGUUGCAAUAUUGAUUAUUGGCUGGAUUACUAUGGGUCGCGCUAUGUAUUAUGUUGUAAGGCAGUGGCUUUAUGGGAUGCUUAACACACUAAAUGAUAGUGGCACUAAAUUUUCUGUUUUGUGUGUUUGGUAGUAUGAUUAAUCUGUUGGCUUAAUAUGUAAGAUGCUGGGGUUAGAACAUGGAAUUCUCUAAAAGCAUAUUUUUUGGUGGUUAUGGUGAAAAAUUGUAAAAUGCAGCUGCAGGUACCUUUUUGAUUUCACUAUUGGAAUUGAGCUAUAAUGGCAAUGCCAAAAUCUCUUAUUUUUAUUUCUCUCAGUACCAUACUAGGCAUAUAUCAGUUAGUUUCUUUUUCUAUUUUUGUUUUUCCAUCAGUUGGUAGUGUCUAAGGCUUCAUUAAAGUUUCCAAGUUACAUGGGAAUCCUAGUGAUGUGCUUGGUUAAGGCCCAAAUACAGACAGACGAUAAGAAAUUUUAGUGGGUUAUCUGUCUUUUAGUAUUUUGUUUGUAUAUAUGCUAGGGGUGGCUGUGCAAGUCUCCUCUAUGUACAAGUUUUCAUUUUUGCUAUUUUCAUUGUUAGUUGUGUUGGAACAAGGGGAAUAUAGUUUUGUUGGUGGACUUGAAUUGGGCAUAGCAUAAGUAGGUGGAUCCUUUUAUGAUUGUGGAGUUCCUGAUGAUUUAUAGUCUGUUGGAUUUAUUUGAAGUAUUUCAGAUUGUAGGUCAUUUGUUUAUAUUUUAGUAUUUAGUUUUGUUAUGUUUUUCCCAUAUUGUGAUGACUUUCUGUAAGCUGUACUACAGGGAAAGCAGGAAGAACACGUGUAGCAUCAAAUCUGUAGACAAAAUAUUUCCUUAAACCUUAUACUGAUGUUGGCAGGUAUUGGAAUGCUAAGCUAUCCCAAAAGUGUAUUGGUGUGUGUAUUGUCACAUGUGCCUUAGGGGGCUAUGCACUGAAAAUGGCAUUCAGUUAUAUUUGUUCGGUGGAGUUUCAUGGAGGCACAAUCUGACUAGAUACCCAUGGAAUAUUUGUUUCUUUAUUUUAGUGGUGUUGGGAUGUGACUUACUGUGAUGGUGGUUCUGUCCAAUCAUACUCUCGCUUCAUUUUGUUUUCUUUCUUAUUAUUAUUAUUAUUUUUUUGGCAUUCUAAAUUAUUCUCUUUUGUUUGUAAAUGGCUUUUCAUACCUGUGAAGAAAUUUCUGCUGCUCGACUAUUAUGGGAAUUGAAGUUGAUGCAAUCCUUGCAUGUUGUCUUAAUUUCAGCUUUACAACAUGCUUUGUAAGCCCUCUUAUUUACUUCCGUACUUCUUUGCUUGCUUUGCUUGUUUGUAUCUUUGAGUAGUCAAGGAGGUAAAAGAGGAAGUUGCACGUGGCGGAGGUCGUGGUAGAGGACGUGGAUAUGGGCGUGGUCGUGGAGGUGGAUU
Messenger RNA from Ilex paraguariensis (yerba mate), 1650 nucleotides. Lineage: Eukaryota; Viridiplantae; Streptophyta; Magnoliopsida; Aquifoliales; Aquifoliaceae. The record is from the annotation of a GenBank genome assembly.